Molecule: messenger RNA, 1562 nt
Organism: Liolophura sinensis
Lineage: Eukaryota; Metazoa; Mollusca; Polyplacophora; Chitonida; Chitonidae
Exons: 3
Coding region: 63-485 (140 amino acids)
Biological process (GO): cyclic nucleotide biosynthetic process; intracellular signal transduction
Source: RefSeq, a predicted model, not a curated record
AAGAGUUUAUCUUAGUGCCUCAUCUCAAAACGCCAAUCGUUAUUGUCCCUUUCAGUGAUCACAUGACGGAGCAUGCAUGGGUCGCGAACGUCGUUGAAAUCCUGCAGGGGUUUAUAACAAAGACUUUUGAAGCCAAUACUAAGUACCACGGCGAAGAAUCGGGCGGUGUGAAGCUAAGAAUAGCGCUACACCUCGGAUCGGCCACUAUAAGUUACGUACAAACUCUGUCGCAACUCAUCGCAUUCGGCGGUGGGGUGGAGACUGCAAAAGUUCUGGUUGACCAUAGCAACGACAGUUCUUUCCUCGUGUCCGACGACGUCUUUCAAAUACUUGGUAAGAGUCGACAGUAUCAUUUCGCAUCUGGCAGCAAAGUGAGGCUAAAGGACAAGAGCUCAGUGAUGACUUAUUGGCUGAUGGAUUCCGACUCUAGUGUGGUGCUGGGGGAUCUAAGUAAAGAUCUUGCGCUUAAUGGCACAGCUACGUGAUAUGAGUGACUCUUAACUCAUAGUCCUAGGAGAAUAGUUAUUCGUUAAUUUGUGAGAUGUGACUCAGCCAUCACAGUGCACAGGCGCUACACAAUGGGCAGUAACCCAUGAAGCACCAGUGCCCUCUAUGUCCUGUGACACCAAUAUGAGGAAACACGCAUUUUCCGCUUAAUUAAAAAACCUAAUUUGAAAUGAUUUAGGCCUAUCUACAUUUUUUAAGCUUUUAUUUUAUUGUAGAAACAUUAAACAACUUUUUGUUUUUGAUUCAUGUGCAUCCAUUCUUAGUUGUACAUUUUUCAUGUGUGUUUUUCCACUGAAUACAGAAUUGAUUGUAGUAUUGUGACUUCGGUUGUAGUGUUGUGCCUUCGGUUGUAGUAUUGUGCCUUCGGUUGUAGUAUUGUGUCUUCGGCUCUAGUAUUGUGACUUCUACCGUUUCACAGCCUGUGCUAUGUGAUUGAUCAUUGGCAAGCAUCAAAGGAAAGUAAAAACAUAAUAUAUGUGAACUCUGGUUUCCAGACGACAUCAUUGACACACACCAAAGGAAAGUAAAAACAUAAUAUAUGUGAACUCUGGUUUCCAGACAACAUCAUUGACACGCAUCAAAGGAAAGUAAAAACAUAAUAUAUGUGAAUUCUGGUUUCCAGACGACAUCAUUGACACGCAUCAAAGGAAAGUAAAAACAUAAUAUAUGUGAACUCUGGUUUCCAGACGACAUCAUUGACACACACCAAAGGAAAGUAAAAACAUAAUAUAUGUGAACUCUGGUUUCCAGACGACAUCAUUGACACGCAUCAAAGGAAAGUAAAAACAUAAUAUAUGUGAACUCUGGUUUCCAGACGACAUCAUUGACACGCAUCAAAGGGAAGUAAAAACAUAAUAUAUGUGAACUCUGGUUUCCAGACGACAUCAUUGACACGCAUCAAAGGGAGGUAAACAAAAUAAUAUAUGAGAACUUUCAAGACGUGACAUUAAAUUACACUCAUGAUUGACUAGUAUCGUGUUUGUAUUUUCUAUCCGUGCAGUGUGUUUCCCUUCAAACAAUGCUCAAAUACCUUAAGUAUAAGUUAUUCCUGCUGG